CGAUUUCAAAUUGAACAAUUCAUACACCUUCGUUCAUUAAAACUGAUUGAAAUUGAAUAUGAAUCAAUGGAUUCGAUCUUUUCAUAUUUACAUCAGCUCAAACAAUUACGUUCAUUUUCAUUUAAUGUUGAUUCAAUUAGACAAAAAUACCCAACAAGAACUGACUCUUAUUUAAAUAUGUUCGAUCAAAUAAAUUUAAUUUUAUCUAAUACUUAUUUGCGCGUAUUACCUCAGAUCACAUAUCUAUAUUUACAUAAUGGUAAUGUUCUUCAUUCAAUACCACUUCCAGUUGUUUAUCAUUUAAAACUUGACAAAUGUUCAUUAGAUGAUCUAAAAGCGAUAUUUAAAAAUGCACCGAAACUUCAGUCAUUGAAUAUAUGUUUCAAACUUGAAACACCAAAUUUGAAUAUAUCCUCAAUAUCUUCGCCAUCUCUUACAAAACUCAAUCUAAAAAUAACGAACGCUCCAAUUUCCAUGGAUGAAAUGGAAUCUUUUUUACUAAAUCUACCUUAUCUCAAACAUCUUAAAUUAGAAUUAAAAGGAGAUAAUGAUCUUGCUAAUGGACACCGAUGGCAAAUGUUGACGGGUGAUUUUAUUACAUUUACUUUCAAAUUUCAUGUAAAAUUAAGUUCAGUUAAUGAAACACUUCAAUCAUUUCAGACAUUAUUUUGGCUUAAAGAAAAACGUUGAAAACUUAUGUUUCAUUCAUCAAACUUCGCCAUUCGUACAGACAAUCAUCUAUGA
This is a messenger RNA of Adineta steineri, 744 nucleotides long. The record is from the annotation of a GenBank genome assembly. Lineage: Eukaryota; Metazoa; Rotifera; Eurotatoria; Adinetida; Adinetidae.